Molecule: messenger RNA, 2664 nt
Organism: Nipponia nippon (crested ibis)
Lineage: Eukaryota; Metazoa; Chordata; Aves; Pelecaniformes; Threskiornithidae
Source: RefSeq, a predicted model, not a curated record
AGGCUUGGUAUUGUUGCCGUGAGUAAUGCUUUGCCACAAGACAUUACAUGUUUGGCGGCAGAUCGCAUGUUGAUAUUUGCUUCAUACGACAAUAUUCUCCAUGCUUUCGCCAGGAACAAAGAGGUGGUUCAUUCCUAUGAAGGUCACAAGGCAAGGAUACACCUUCUGCAGCCUUUUGGUGAUCAUGUCAUCUCUGUGGAUGUUGAUAAUGUUCUUAUUGUUUGGAAUAUACAGUCAGAAGAGGAGUAUCUUCAGGUGGAUUUUGAUAAGGCUACUUUUGCAGUUUCUGCAAUUCUGCAUCCCAGCACCUAUUUGAAUAAAAUUCUCCUUGGGAGUGAACAAGGGAGCUUGCAGCUAUGGAAUAUAAGAUCCAACAAGCUCUUAUACUCAUUUCCAGGAUGGAAAUUAGCAGUCACAACUCUUGAACAAGCUCCAGCAGUGGAUGUUGUUGCAGUCGGUCUUGUAUCUGGACAUAUCAUUGUACAUAAUAUUAAGUUUGAUGAAACUCUGAUGAAAUUUCAACAAGACUGGGGUCCCAUCACAGCAAUAUCUUUUCGUACAGAUGGACACCCAGUAAUGGCUGCUGGUAGCCCAAUUGGACACAUUGCUUUAUGGGACCUAGAAGAGAAGAAACUAAUGUGUCAGAUGCAAGAUGCCCAUUCCACAGCAAUAGCUGGUAUGUCAUUUGUCCCUGGAGAGCCACUUCUUAUUACUAAUGGUGCUGAUAACGCUAUACGGGUGUGGAUUUUUGAUGGGCCUGGUGGUACAGGACGUGUAUUGAGAAGCCGAAUGGGACACAGUGCACCACCAACAAAAAUCAGAUACUAUGGGCAAAAUGGAGAACAAAUUCUUAGUGCAGGGCAAGAUGGAACACUGCAGUCUUUUUCAACAGUGCAUGAAAAAUUCAAUAAAAGUUUAGGACGUGGUUCAAUUAACAAAAAGAAAUCAAAAAAGAAAGGUCUUAAGCUUGAUACGAUGGCACUUCCACCAAUUACAGUCUUUGCUUCAGAAGUGGCACAUCAGAGUGACUGGGAUAAUAUUGUUGCCUGCCAUCAAGGGUAUAUAACCUGUACAACCUGGAACUAUCAGAAAACUUCAAUGGGAGCUCAUAAACUGAGGCCAGAAGAAUUUAGCAAACACAAACCUAUUGAUAUAUAUGCAACAGCAGUUGACAUUACCUCAUGUGGGAACUUUGCUCUAAUUGGGCUGUCAACUGGACGGGUAGAUGUGUAUAACAUGCAGUCUGGCAUUCACAGAGGGUGUUACGGCAAAGAAACAGCACAUGAGGGGGCCAUUAGAGGGGUGGCAGUGGAUGGAUUAAACCAGCUGGUAAUCACAGCUGGUAGUGAAGGAUUAAUUAAAUUUUGGAAAUUCAAAACUAAAGAUCUAGUUUAUUCCACUGAGCUUUCUUCUUCUCCAAGUGGAAUUCUGCUUCACAGAGACAGUGGUAUUCUGGGAAUAACCUUUGAUGACUUCAGUAUUAGUGUUCUGGAUAUAGAAACCAGGAAGAUUGUCAGGACGUUCUCAGGACACCACGGACGGAUUAAUGACAUGACUUUCAGUCCUGAUGGUCGUUGGCUAAUAACUUCAUCCAUGGACUGUACCAUUAAGACUUGGGACCUUCCUUCUGGAUGCCUCAUAGAUUGUUUUUUGGUAGAUUCGGCAGCUGUGAGCCUUACUAUGUCUCCUACAGGAGAUUUUCUAGCUUCAGCACAUGUGGAUGAUCUCGGAAUUCAUUUGUGGUCCAAUCGUUCUCUGUAUUCACUUGUCUCUUUACGGCCACUGCCGGCAGAUUAUGAACCUUCUCUGGUGACACGUCCUAGCACCUGCCCUGUGCAAGAUGUGGAUGUGGCAGAAGAUGAAGAAACAUGUGAUGAAAUGAUAGAAUAUGUCUCACCUGAGCAAUUGGGAGAGCAGCUGGUGACCCUUUCCUCAUUACCGGAAUCAAGGUGGAAGAAUCUCCUCAAUCUUGAUGUUAUCAAGAAAAAAAAUAAACCGAGAGAGCCACCAAAAGUUCCCAAGUCGGCCCCUUUCUUCAUCCCAACAGUUCCUGGUCUUAUACCCAGAUACAUUGCUCCAGAGGAAGAAAAUGAUACACAGUCAAAGGUAGUAAACCUUGGAGUACUGGCACAGAAAUCUGAUUUCUACAUUCAUCUUGAAGAAGCCCUGAGCACUAAUGAAUAUACAGCUCCACUUAACUUACUGAAAAGCUUGGGACCAUCUAAUAUUGAGAUAGAACUAAGGAGUUUGGCCCCUGAAGGUGGUGGCUCAGUGGAGGUGAUGCUAAGCUUUUUGAGAAUGAUUGGGAUGAUGCUGAACAAGAAGUACAACUUUGAACUUGCUCAGGCAUACCUUGCACUAUUUUUAAAGUUACAUCUUAAGAUUCUCUCAUCAGAGCCAAACCUAUUGGAAGAAGUAUCCAGAUUGUCAACACAACUUGAGGAAACUUGGAUUCAUCUGCGGACUCUCUUCAAUCAGAGUCUGUGUGUGUUAACAUAUAUGAAAAGUGCUUUGCUGUAAAAUACCUAAGGGUUUUGUCUGCAUAAAAUUCCCCUCAGAAUAAUAGUACAAUUUAUUACCAAAAAAUACUGGAUUCCAAGAAUUAUACUGGGACUUCUGAUGCUGUAUUUUAUACAUCUGUGUAUGGCAAAGUAUUUUAGAACA